AACAUAACAAAACAUCUUCAGAUCAAAAAACUUCUACUACACCUACAAAUGAAACUGAUGCAAUAUUGUCAUGCCCAAUGUGUUUUACCAUACUAAAAGAGAUCUAUUACCCUGUUGAAUGUUUGAAUUGUGGAACCAAAGUUGCUGUUAUGGAUGUAGAAGAAGUUUUUCAUUUUUUUAAUGUUAUACCUUCUUAA
Molecule: messenger RNA, 197 nt
Organism: Entrophospora sp. SA101
Lineage: Eukaryota; Fungi; Glomeromycota; Glomeromycetes; Entrophosporales; Entrophosporaceae
Source: the annotation of a GenBank genome assembly